Messenger RNA from Scatophagus argus, 2533 nucleotides. RefSeq names its product calpain-2 catalytic subunit-like. The record is from RefSeq and is a predicted model, not a curated record. Gene Ontology annotation, cellular component: cytoplasm. The coding region runs from base 140 to 2245 and encodes 701 amino acids. Gene Ontology annotation, biological process: proteolysis. NCBI's taxonomy places the organism in Eukaryota, Metazoa, Chordata, Actinopteri, Scatophagidae. The transcript has 21 exons. Gene Ontology annotation, molecular function: calcium-dependent cysteine-type endopeptidase activity; calcium ion binding.
ACUUAGCGGAAGUCUUACCUGUCUCUCUUUAAUCCCUGAGGAGGGAACACUCACUUCCUGGCAUCACUCACCUGCCGCUUCGACAUUCUCCAAAACUUCCCAAACUUUCCAGGACACUCGAGGCUCCAAACCCAACAGCAUGUCGGGCAUCGCGUCCAACCUGCAGCAUCUCCGGGAGAAGGACCGGGGCGUGGGCACCAACAGCCAGGCGGUCAAGUACCUGAACCAGGACUACGAGGCUUUGCGGCAGCGCUGCUUCGACACCGGCUGUCUGUUCCAGGACGACACGUUCCCGGCGCUGCCUUCCUCCCUGGGCUUCAACGAGCUGGGCCCGAACUCCUACAAGAUCCGAGGGGUGACCUGGCAGAGACCGACGGAGCUGACCUCUGACCCUGAGUUCAUCAUCUCUGGAGCAUCAAGGACUGACAUCUGUCAGGGAGCUCUGGGUGAUUGCUGGCUGCUCGCCGCUAUCGCCUCUCUGACCCUGAACACCGAGGUUCUGGCUCGAGUUGUCCCACAUGGACAGAGCUUCAGGGAUGGAGAGUACGCUGGCAUCUUCCACUUCCAGUUCUGGCAGUUCGGUGAGUGGGUGGACGUGGUGAUUGACGACCGUCUUCCGGUCAGAGACGGGGAGCUGCUGUUUGUGCACUCGGCGGAGGGUAGAGAGUUCUGGAGCGCCCUGCUGGAGAAGGCCUAUGCCAAGUUGAACAGCUGUUAUGAGGCCCUGUCUGGAGGGUCCACCACAGAGGGCUUCGAGGACUUCACCGGAGGAAUCGCUGAGGUUCACGAGCUGAGUCAGCCCAGUCCUCAUCUGUUCCACGUCAUCCAGAAGGCUCAGAAUCGGGGCUCCCUGAUGGGCUGCUCCAUAGAUAUCACGAGCUCGGCUGACUCAGAAGCGAUCACCUCUCAGAAGCUGGUCAAAGGCCACGCCUACUCUGUGACAGGUGCAGCUGAGGUGGAGUUCCGUGGCAACAUGGAGAAGCUGAUCCGCAUCAGGAAUCCCUGGGGCCAAGUGGAGUGGACCGGAGCUUGGAGUGAUGAUUCAGCCGAGUGGCGUUACAUCAGUGAUGAGGACAGGGAGCGUCUGAGUCAUCGCUCAGAGGACGGAGAGUUCUGGAUGUCUUUCUCUGACUUCCUGCGGCAUUACUCGCGGCUGGAGAUCUGUAACCUAACGCCCGAUGCCCUGAGCGACGAUUCCAUCUCCAAGUGGGCUCUGUCCAAGUUCGAUGGCAGCUGGAGGAAAGGAUCCACCGCCGGAGGCUGCAGGAACUAUCCCAACUCGUUUUGGAUGAACCCUCAGUUUGUGAUCAAACUGGACGAGGAUGAUGACGACCCCGAUGACGGAGAAGCGGGCUGCAGUCUCGUGGUCGGUCUGAUCCAGAAGAACCGCAGAUGCAUGAGGAAGAUGGGGGAGGAUAUGCACACGGUGGGAUUUGCCAUCUAUGAGGUUCCUGAGGAGUUCCAAGGUCAGAGGAAUAUUCACCUGAACAGGAACUUCUUUCUGCGUCACGCCUCCAAAGCUCGCUCUGAAACCUUCAUCAACCUGCGAGAAGUCUGCAGCCGCUUCAGCCUGCCACCUGGAGAGUAUCUGAUCAUCCCGUCCACCUUCGAACCUCACAAGAACGGAGACUUCUGUGUCCGAGUCUUCACCGAGAAGCAGGCAGACUUUCAAGAGCUGGAUGACCCCAUCGAGUCCAGGGUGGAGAAGAUAGAGAUCGAUGAGGACGAUGUGGACGAUCGGUUCAGAGGUCUGUUUGGUCAGCUGGCAGGAGGGGACUGUGAGAUUUCUGCCUUUGAGCUGCAGAAGAUCCUGAACAAAGUGGUGACCCGACGAUCUGACAUCCAGACCGACGGCUUCAGCCUCGAAACGUGUCGCAACAUGGUCAACCUGCUGGACAAAGACGGCAGUGGGAAACUGGGUCUGGUGGAGUUCAAGGUGCUGUGGACCAAAGUCGAGAACUACCUGAAUAUUUACCGUCAGAAGGACGUGGAUAAUUCAGGGACGAUGAGCUCCACGGAGAUGAGGACAGCUGUGGAGGAGGCUGGUUUCAGUCUGAACAACCGGCUCCAUCAGGUCCUGGUGGCUCGCUACAGCGAACCAGAUCUCACCAUCGACUUUGACAACUUCGUGGGCUGUUUGGUUCGUCUGGAGAACAUGUUCAACACAUUCAACACGCUGGACACCGACAGCUCAGGAAGCAUUGAGCUCAACUUUCUGGAGUGGCUGAACGUCUCUCUGCUCUGAAGAACCAGGACGGAUCCUGCUGGACUGACGGGGACACCUGAAAUAUUCCACGUGGUGAAUGGAGUCUUAUUUAUGUGUUGUGCUGUCGUCACAGUGUGUUAAUAGGCACUGACUACAUGUUUGUGUAGAGGGGUCUGGGCAGGUAGUCCUGCUCUGAUUGGUCCAGUGGCAUUGGUCUCUUGUGUCUCUGUCCAAACUGGGUCUGAGUUGUUGGUUUGUCCCACCUGAUGCCUUAAUGAUUAACUGCUAAUUACUGACUUAAUAUACAAAAUAAAGAAAGUGGAGUGA